Molecule: messenger RNA, 261 nt
Organism: Cinara cedri
Lineage: Eukaryota; Metazoa; Arthropoda; Insecta; Hemiptera; Aphididae
Source: the annotation of a GenBank genome assembly
AUGAACUUCUACGCAUAUCGGUUGAUGAUUCGUGCUAAUGAAGACAAUAAUAUUCUCCGAUGCUCCCAGCUGUUUCAUCAAAAUAUCGUUGACAUGUAUGCGAAAAUUAAAAGCGAGCGAUUACGAUACAUUAGGUAUAAUCAAGCGAAACUUCGAGCUGAGGAAUAUAUUCAUCUGCGUGAUGCUAUUGUUGGUAACGUAGAUGGAAUAACUAAUAUGGUAGCCCACGUCAUAUGCAAGAAUAUAUUCAAGACGCCAUGA